Naegleria lovaniensis is the source of this 939-nucleotide messenger RNA. RefSeq lists its product as uncharacterized. Gene Ontology annotation, biological process: CDP-choline pathway. The transcript has a single exon. Lineage: Eukaryota; Heterolobosea; Eutetramitea; Acrasida; Naegleriidae. Bases 1 to 939 code for a protein of 312 amino acids. Gene Ontology annotation, molecular function: choline-phosphate cytidylyltransferase activity; phosphatidylcholine binding. The record is from RefSeq and is a predicted model, not a curated record.
AUGAAGCGAACGUUUGAUGAGAGCGGCGUUGCCCACAACGAAAGUGAUGAUCAAAUGAAUCAUCAAAAUGGUAAUGAUACCAACAUGGAACCAAAUAACAAGAAGGUCAAGCAAACUGUGCUAGAGGUUGAUUUUUCUAAAUUCAAGGAAGGGGAUAUCAUUACCGAAAGCGAUGGCAGAUAUGAAUUUAGAAUGUUGCAAGGAAACUUGUGUCGGGUUCCUUUGGAUAGACCUGUGAGAGUUUAUGCCGAUGGAAUUUAUGACUUGUUCCAUUUUGGCCACAUGAGAUCGCUUCAACAAGCAAAAAAUCUCUUCCCUGAUACUCAACUGAUUGUUGGCGUUUGUUCUGAUGAAGACACAUGGAGAAUUAAAGGAAAGACUGUGCUGACAGAGAAUGAAAGAUAUGAAGGAGUAUCUCAUUGUAGAUAUGUUGAUGAAGUCGUUCAAGCUGCUCCUUGGGUUGUCACUCCCGAAUUUGUUUUAGAACACAACAUUGAUUUCGUUUCACACGGAGAAGACCUUAGUGUUGAUGAGAACGGAAAUGACGUGUAUGAAGGUUUGAAAAAGAUGCACAGAUUCCUCACAAUCAAGAGAACUGAAGGUAUCUCAACAAGCGACAUUAUCAUGAGAAUUGUAAAAGAAAGAGACACUUACAUUGAACGUAACUUGAAGAGAGGAUACACACCUGAUCAACUAGGAAUUGGGUUGGUUGGAAAAACCGUACACGGUGUGAAGCAAUUAAUUGGAGGCAUUGUGAAUGUAUUUAGUCCUCGUAAGGCAAAAGCAGAGUCAAAAAUUACUGAAGAAGAAAAUAAGGAGGAAACAGAUGCUGCCGAACCAACAGAAGGUGGAAUUUUUGAUGACGAAGAGGAAAAUGGUGCUGAACAAGUUAGUGAUCAAGCAGAAGACAAGGAAGAAAUCGAUACUUCUGAACACUAA